AGGAGGUGAGAGAACCGGAGUUUUCGCCAGGAGGGAGAAAAAAAAAACUGAAAGGAAAGGAGGUGGGAGAAAGGAAGGGAAGGCGGAGGCCGCGGCCAUGGGAGACUCCAGCGGCUCUGUUUCUAUCGACAUGGAGAGGAUCCCGUUUGGAGGAGAGGAACAUAUUUUGCAGACAAGCCGCGGCCCCGUUUCAGUAACAGUAUUUGGAGAUAUUGAUAAGCCAGCAAUUAUCACCUACCCGGAUGUUGCUUUGAAUCAUAUGUCAUGUUUCCAAGGACUGUUCUUUUGCCCUGAAGCUGCUUCAUUGCUGCUUCACAACUUCUGCAUCUAUCAUAUUGAUCCUCCUGGACAUGAGUUGGGAGCAGCUGCCAUUUCUUCCGAUGUCCCUAUUCCAUCUGUUGAUGACUUAGCAGAUCAAGUUGCUGAAGUUCUGGAUUUUUUCGGGCUUAGCACAGUUCUAUGCAUGGGGGUUACAGCUGGUGCCUACAUUCUCACCCUUUUUGCUAUGAAGUACAGGGAGCGUGUUCUUGGUCUAAUACUUGUUUCCCCUCUAUGUAAAGCACCCACAUGGUCAGAUUGGUUGUUUAACAAGAUUUUCUCAAAUUUGGUGUACUUCUAUGGAAUGUCUGGUGUGCUCAAGGAGGUUUUGCUUCAGAGGUAUUUCAGCAAGGAAGUUCGUGGCGGUCCCAAUGUUGCUGAGUCAGACAUUGUGCAGGCAUGUCGAAGGCUGCUGGAUGAGAGGCAGGGCGUAAAUGUUGCACGAUUUCUUGAAGCAAUUAACUGGAGGCGUGACAUAGCAGAAGGAUUGAAGAAACUUAAAUGUCGGACAUUAAUAUUUGUAGGAGAUAGUUCUCCAUUCCACUCUGAGGCCCUCUACAUGACCUCCAAAUUGGACAGGAAAUAUACAGCGCUUGUUGAGGUGCAGGCCUGUGGGUCGAUGGUGACGGAGGAGCAACCCCACGCGAUGCUGAUUCCCUUGGAGUAUUUCUUCAUGGGCUACGGAGUGUACCGACAAUCUCAUUUCUCUACCAGCCCGACGAGCCCCCUGAGCCCAUCAUGCAUAUCUCCGGAGCUGCUGUCCCCCGAAAGCCUGGGGUUGAAACUGAAGCCGAUCAAGACCCGUGUCUCGGCCUGAGGGAAAAGCACCAGAAAGGUGGGUGGCUGCAGCACGUCCGGUUGCCUCCUCUUGGUGGAUGUUUUCUUAUAUCAUAGCAGAAGGAAGGAUUGUUGGGUGUAGAUAAGGAAAGAAGGCAAAGUUCUAUAGAAAUCCAAUUCAUUUGUAGUCAUAAAAGCCAGCCGUUGUAACAUUAUUGUCCAUUAUUUAUGACUCGUGAAUAGAAUAAGGGAAGGGAGAGGUGGGGGGGGAGAGAGCAGUCACGAUUUUCUCCUUGCUAGCUGUAUGGGCGGACCAUUUUUUGUGGCAGGUCAGUCAAAUUGGAAAUUUUCCAUUACGGCUGUGGUGGGGGUCGGUUACGGCUGCCUGGUCAUAGCUGGAGAUGUUGCCAAGUUUUUCCUUGUUAAAUAAUAAAAGCUUCGAUAUUUCAUA
This is a messenger RNA of Nymphaea colorata (pocket water lily), 1546 nucleotides long. Its product is annotated as protein NDL1-like. The record is from RefSeq and is a predicted model, not a curated record. Bases 98 to 1135 code for a protein of 345 amino acids. The transcript has 11 exons. Lineage: Eukaryota; Viridiplantae; Streptophyta; Magnoliopsida; Nymphaeales; Nymphaeaceae.